Messenger RNA from Schistocerca piceifrons (Central American locust), 471 nucleotides. RefSeq lists its product as uncharacterized. The coding region runs from base 1 to 471 and encodes 156 amino acids. The record is from RefSeq and is a predicted model, not a curated record. The transcript has a single exon. NCBI's taxonomy places the organism in Eukaryota, Metazoa, Arthropoda, Insecta, Orthoptera, Acrididae.
AUGAAAGUAUGUAAAAGACAGAGGCACAUAAAUCAAUGUGAAAGGGAAAGUAAGUGGUGGAGAUUAAAGGAUAAAAAUUUGAGAGAGAAGUUUAGUGAAAAAGUACUGGAAAAGGUAAAAUUGGCAGAGAGUGUGCAGGAGUGGUGGAAAAUAAAUAGUGUUGCUAUAAGGAAGACCGGGGAGGAACUGUUUGGGUUAACAUCUGGGAGAGGGGUGCCAAAAGAUAAGGAAGCCUUGUGGUGGAAUGAAGAGGUGCAGAAGGUUGUGAAGGAAAAGAAAGAUGCUAAGAGGAAGUGGGAUAUGUCCGGAAUUGCCGAGGAUGGGCAAGCAUACAAAAGUGCAAAGAAGGAGGCAAAACGAGCCGUGGCUGAAGCUAAAGUUGAAUCAGUAAGAGAGGCAUACGAACAACUGCAGAAAAAUCAGGAUAUGAGACAACUGGUAAAUCAAGAGAUAAAGCUCCUAAGGAUCUAA